GUGCUGCUGUUUUACCUGCUGUUCUAUGGGUUCCUCGCCGGCCUUUUCUCUCUCACCAUGUGGGUUUUGCUGCAGAGCGUCGACCCCCACGUCCCCAAAUACCAGGACAGACUCGUCACACCAGGGAUGAUGAUCCGGCCUCGCACGGAAGGUCUGGACGUGACCUUCAACGUCAGCCAGAGCCAGACAUGGAUGCACUACGUGAAAGCACUGAACGCCUUCCUAGAGCCCUACAAUGACAGCGUCCAGGCCUCCCGCAAUGCAGCCUGUACCCCGGGUCGUUAUAACGAGCAGCCGGACGAUGGGGUCCCUAAUUACCCUAAAAGAGCCUGUAGGUUCAAUCGAUCCAUAUUGGGACCCUGCUCUGGGUUGGGGGAGGCUGAUGACUACGGAUAUGGGGCAGGGAGACCCUGCGUCCUCAUCAAGGUUAAUAGGGUCAUUAAUUAUUUCCCGGGGAUGAAUAAAAGCAUCAACGUCGUCUGUGCCGCAAAGGUGACCCCAUAGCGCCCCAUAGCGCCCCAUAGAGCCCCAUAGCGCCCCAUAGCACCCCAU
Molecule: messenger RNA, 552 nt
Organism: Coturnix japonica (Japanese quail)
Lineage: Eukaryota; Metazoa; Chordata; Aves; Galliformes; Phasianidae
Source: RefSeq, a predicted model, not a curated record